AUGGGCGAAAAGUUGGACGUCAUCCAUUUGGAUGAGGAGUAUGAACAACUCAUGAAGGAGCCAUGGGUCAAGUACGGUACCACGCUCAAGCUGCGUGAAUUCAAGGAACUCCUUGAUCACCUACCCUGCUUUAGUUCAUGCUGCUUCAUGUCUCCCCGCAACCUGCUUCAACACAUUCCAAAAAGCACGAGCUUGCAUUGGCAGAAUGCAGCUGCAAAUAGAACAUCAUCGCUAAUAAGACCUCAUCAAUGA
Messenger RNA from Suillus subalutaceus, 252 nucleotides. RefSeq lists its product as uncharacterized. NCBI's taxonomy places the organism in Eukaryota, Fungi, Basidiomycota, Agaricomycetes, Boletales, Suillaceae. The record is from RefSeq and is a predicted model, not a curated record. Bases 1 to 252 code for a protein of 83 amino acids. The transcript has 2 exons.